This is a messenger RNA of Caenorhabditis angaria, 201 nucleotides long. Lineage: Eukaryota; Metazoa; Nematoda; Chromadorea; Rhabditida; Rhabditidae. The record is from the annotation of a GenBank genome assembly.
AUGUUCGCGUGGCAUAUUGAGAAGAAAAAGAUUGUGAUUCUUGAGGGAGCAAGCCCGAAAACAUUGAAAGCUGUGUUGGGAAAAGAUCGAAUUGAUGUGAAUCACAAAUUGGAAAAUGGUAAAAAUAUUCGCUAUGCUUUAAGAGAGCGUAACUAUGAAUGGCUAGAACCAUAUGUGAUGUUCGAGUAUUAUGAAAAUUGA